GGCGCAGAGUGAGCGUGGAGAGAGAGAAAGAGAGAGAGAAGGGUGGUGAUGGCAGGUGGAGGCGGAGGGAAAGAAGAUGAAGAGGGUCUGUGUUCAUGGAAGAGAUUAAAAUGCGCCAGGGAUGAAGAAUUCGGGGAGGAAGUGCAGCCCCUUGGCAGCUUCUUCUACCCAACGGUACCCUCCGCUUUUGUCGUCUCCGACGUUCUCGAGACCGAUUUUCCCAUCAUUUACGUUAAUUCCGUCUUUGAAACCAGCACCGGAUACCGCGCCGACGAAGUCCUCGGUCGAAACUGUCGAUUCUUACAAUAUAGGGACCCUCGCGCUCAAAGAAGACACCCUUUGGUGGAUCCAGUUGUUGUUUCUGAGAUCAGAAGAUGCCUGGAGGAAGGUAUUGAGUUCCAAGGUGAGCUCUUAAAUUUCAGGAAGGAUGGUACUCCCCUGGUAAACCAGCUAAGACUUGCGCCUAUACAUGAUGAUGAUGGAGUUGUGACACACAUAAUAGGUAUUCAAGUGUUUUCCGAAGCAAAAAUAGAUCUGAACCAUGUAUCAUAUCCAGUUUUCAAAGAGACUGGCUAUCCACAUGUUGAUCAGUCAGGUAACUAUUCUCCUGUGGGUGGACAAGCCCAACAUGCCCAGCAUCAAGAAAUAUGUGGGUUCCUUCAGUUGCCUGAUGAAGUUUUGGCCCACAAUAUUUUAUCACGCUUGACCCCAAGAGAUGUUGCAUCCAUAGGGUCAGUCUGCCGAAGGAUUCGUCAAUUAACAAAGAAUGAGCAUGUAAGGAAGAUGGUAUGUCAAAAUUCAUGGGGAAGAGAAGUCACAGGUACACUGGAACUGAUGACUAAGAAAUUAGGGUGGGGUCGUCUGGCCAGGGAACUGACCACUCUGGAGGCUGUUUGUUGGAAGAAAAUGACCGUUGGAGGUGCAGUGGAGCCUUCUCGUUGCAAUUUCAGUGCAUGUGCAGCAGGUAAUCGACUUGUAUUAUUUGGAGGUGAGGGAGUUAACAUGCAGCCAAUGGAUGACACAUUUGUUCUCAAUCUUGAUGCUGCAAAUCCAGAGUGGCGUCGAGUGAGUGUGAAAUCAUCCCCACCAGGGCGCUGGGGCCACACCCUUUCAUGCCUGAAUGGUUCCUGGUUGGUGGUGUUUGGGGGAUGUGGGAGGCAAGGAUUGCUUAAUGAUGUCUUUGUUCUUGACUUGGAUGCCAAGCAUCCAACAUGGAAAGAAGUCUUUGGUGGAACUCCCCCUCUCCCUAGAUCUUGGCAUAGCUCUUGCACAAUAGAAGGCUCCAAAUUGGUUGUCUCAGGUGGAUGCACGGAUGCAGGGGUGCUUCUGAGUGACACCUAUUUAUUGGAUCUCACUACAGAUAAGCCAAUGUGGAGAGAGAUUCCAACUUCAUGGGCUCCUCCCUCUAGAUUGGGACAUUCGCUCUCAGUUUAUGGAAGGACUAAAAUUCUUAUGUUUGGUGGGCUUGCUAAGAGUGGGCACUUGAGGUUGCGAUCAGGUGAGGCCUACACAAUUGAUUUGGAGGAUGAGCGGCCACAUUGGAGGCAACUGGAAUGUAGUGGGUUCACUGGCAUAGGUAGCCAGAGUGCUGUGGUUCCUCCUCCAAGACUCGAUCAUGUUGCUGUAAGUAUGCCUUGUGGAAGGAUAAUCAUAUUUGGUGGCUCUAUAGCUGGGUUGCACUCUCCUUCCCAGCUCUUCCUUUUAGAUCCUUCAGAAGAGAAGCCCUCGUGGAGAAUUCUCAAUGUUCCAGGGCAACCACCUAAAUUUGCUUGGGGUCACAGCACCUGUGUGGUUGGAGGGACCAGGGUCCUUGUCCUGGGUGGGCACACUGGGGAGGAGUGGAUACUUAACGAAUUGCACGAAUUGUGCUUAGCAAGCAGGCAGGACUCAGACCAAUGAUUUAAUAGUGAGUUGCCCACACUGCAGAAAUGUAUAAAUUUUACCCUACCAGUCCAAGGAAGAUUUUCCUGCAUGAUCCGUGCCACUAAGGUUCUACCUUUUUGUUCACUUUGAGUCUUAUCUUCUGACGUGUUCCACUGAUGCAUUAUGUGUGUUUUUGCUCAGAAGUUUAUUAUUAUAUGUACUGCAUAAAGACCUUUCUCCGGACUUUUUGGUACACUGUGAACGUGGGAUGUGGUUGUGUAUUUUCAGUUUGUAACCCCAAUAAUAAUUAAUAUGUUUGUGCCCUUUCCAUUGAGAAAUGAGGCAUCCCCAGUAGGAAACAUGCAUAUUAUCUUUGGCUUCUGA
Messenger RNA from Vitis riparia (riverbank grape), 2247 nucleotides. RefSeq names its product adagio protein 3. Gene Ontology annotation, cellular component: cytosol; nucleus; SCF ubiquitin ligase complex. Gene Ontology annotation, biological process: response to blue light; circadian rhythm. Lineage: Eukaryota; Viridiplantae; Streptophyta; Magnoliopsida; Vitales; Vitaceae. Bases 49 to 1899 code for a protein of 616 amino acids. Gene Ontology annotation, molecular function: protein binding. The transcript is spliced from 2 exons. The record is from RefSeq and is a predicted model, not a curated record.